Molecule: messenger RNA, 1149 nt
Organism: Fusarium coffeatum
Lineage: Eukaryota; Fungi; Ascomycota; Sordariomycetes; Hypocreales; Nectriaceae
Exons: 4
Coding region: 1-1149 (382 amino acids)
Source: RefSeq, a predicted model, not a curated record
AUGCUUGAUACACGGAAACUUCCGAAACAAACAUUUCUUCGCGACAUCGAUGCAAUAAACUGUUACUAUGGAUAUAACUCCGACCUCGACUAUCUUAGUCGUAUUGUCCUCUCACCAGGAGACUUCUACUUCGGCGAGUACCUCACUCAAAGUACCUUAGACAUCGAGGGUCAUGCCUGUCAAGUCUCUAUGCAACAGCUGAUCGAUACUGGGUUAUUCGAGCUAUGCACGUUUUCGGAGUGGAGAAAGUGGGCCAAAGCAGUACUCGCUAUUCGUCGAGAUGCUUUUAUCACUGAGGAAACAGAUCAUGAACAGGUCCGGCUUGCUAUAUCGAUGGGCGUGGUGAACAUGGAACCCAGAUUUGCCUUCCCCUUCGCUGCAAUGUUACUGUCAUUACAUGCACGCGAUACCAAACAUGAGUCCAUUCGGGCUACAUUCCAUGCUAUGUUCACAGAAGAGGAACUGAACGCCGUCGAUAUAAUUUAUGAUGCAGACAUUUAUGAGACGAACAUUCGAAUGAAGGAGGUUGUGCAAUUUAAAAGGCUGGUGGAAGCUAUAAGAGAGAAGAAGUCAGCGGAUUCUGUAGAGCAGAUCUCAGAGACAUUCCAGAGGUUGUCGAUCCCCGAAGAGCUUCUAGGCGCUGCCCAGAAGAUCUGGAACGGCUAUUUCGCCCAUGCUCUUCACGAGGAGAAGUGGACUGGAUUGCAGCGUUGGCGUAUCGACAAGUUCUUCGGCGAGUUGACUUCUGCCUUUCGAUCGGUCUACGAAAUUCUUCUUGACCCCGACCGCCCCAUGACCUAUGAUGGCGAAGGCAGUGACCUGGCGAGCCCAGAGGUUACCCGGCAGCGCGGAAGCAUGUGUAUGAUGGUCAGUGCUGUCUAUUGCGUAGAACAUACCAUUGCUGAGAUCCCUCCCGAAGUGGCCGCCCUUUUUCCUGCUUUCUUCGCCGACUGUGCCAAAAUCGACAAACUGCGUAAGCAGCUUUGGCUGAUCGCCGAGUGCCGUAACACUCCGGUUCCAGGCGAGGGGCCGACGAGCAACCGCGACGAACUUCGCAUGAAACACAAAGAGGAACUUGUGACACUCCUGUUCGCCGCUCUAGACAACGACGCUUCUGCGCCCCAGGUCACCGACCGUACACCUGCCUAA